AUGAAUACCACCAGCACCACCACCAUCAUCAUGACCACUACUACCACCAUCAUUACCACCAUGACCACCAUCACCACCACCACCAUCACCACAACUACCAUCACCACCAUCACUGCCACCACCACCACCAUCACCAUCAAUACCACCACCACUACCACCAUUAUUACCAUCACCACCACCACCAGCACCACUACCACCAUCAUCAUUACCACCACCACCACCAUCAUUACCAUCACCAUCACCACCACCAUCACUCAGAACUCCCCAAACUCCCCACCCGAUCGCCAGGUACAGGUGGUGCGGCAGGUGCAGGUGGUGCCGCAGGUGCAGGUGGUGCCGCAGGUGCAGGUGGUGCGGCAGGUGCAGGUGGUGUGGCAGGUGCAGGUGGUGCUGCAGCCUGGCCGCUCUGCGCCCAGCACUCGCCCCAGCGGCGCGGGCACGGCUGGGGGCAGUGGGGACAGAGCCGGCCCUGCGCUGUCGCUGUCGCAGGUGCGAGGGCAGCGCGGCCCCACCUGCCCGGCGCGGGGCGGCUCCCACAGCGGCGCGGCCUCGGCCACCAGGGGGCGAGAGGGGCGUCCCGGUGUCGUGGCCAAUGUCGCCACCUGGCGGCUGGCCAUGUGCGCCGCCGCCGCAGCCGGAGGGCGCGGUGACGAGCCCGUGUUCCCCGACGAGGCCGCGAGCGCGCAGCCGGGCGCCCCGCCGGCGGGGGCCGGCCCUCCCGGGCGCGUCCAGCGGGCGGGGAGCGCUCCGGCGCGGCCACUCCCCCGGCCUCCAGCGCCGUCGCGCCGCCCGCCGCCGCCCGCCGGGAGGGCCGGUGCGGGCGCCCACCCUCGCGCGUGGCCGCGCGGAGCUGGACGUCGUCGCUGCCGGCCUGCGGCGGCCGCGCUGCUGCUGCGCUGGCGCUGGCGCUGGGGGCGGCGCGGGCGACCGCGCGGCAUGGCCGUGCUAAGGCGCAGGCGCCCGCAGCGCUGCCUGCCCGAGUUCGAGAACGCGGCGUUCGGCCGGCGCGCCGAGGCGUCGCACACGUGCGGCAGCCCGCCCGAGGACUUCUGCCCGCACGUGGGCGCGGCGGGCGCGGGCGCGCAGUGCCAGCGCUGCGACGCCGCCGACCCCGCGCGCCACCACGACGCCUCCUACCUCACCGACUUCCACAGCCAAGACGAGAGCACCUGGUGGCAGAGCCCGUCCAUGGCCUUCGGCGUGCAGUACCCCACCUCGGUCAACAUCACGCUCCGCCUCGGGAAGGCCUACGAGAUCACCUACGUGAGGCUGAAGUUCCACACCAGCCGCCCCGAGAGCUUCGCCAUCUACAAGCGCAGCCGCGCCGGCGGCCCGUGGGAGCCGUACCAGUUCUACAGCGCCUCCUGCCAGAAGACCUACGGCCGGCCCGAGGGCCAGUACCUGCGCCCCGGCGAGGACGAGCGCGUGGCCUUCUGCACCUCCGAGUUCAGCGACAUCUCCCCGCUGAGCGGGGGCAACGUGGCCUUCUCCACCCUGGAGGGCCGGCCCAGCGCCUACAACUUCGAGGAGAGCCCCGGGCUGCAGGUCAGAGCGGGAGGGGCUCCGGGUCGGGCCUGGGUCGGGGCCAGCAGGGAGUCAGAGGGUGGGACGUGGCAGACCUGCUGGCCUGGUCGGGGCCAGCAAGGAGUCAGAGGGCAGGACACGGGGGACCCAGAGAGCAGCAGGCCCGUGGCCACGGCCACCCGUCCAGGGCCCUCCAGUUCAGCCCAGGGACUGAGUGGUGGACUGGGGGGCUGCCUGGAGAUUCACCCCUCGUCUGCCCUGCGGCUGCCUCCGAUUCUCCUCCUCCGUGUCUUUCCCAGGUGCAAGUGCAACGGCCAUGCCAGCGAGUGCGGCCCCGACGGCGCGGGCCGGCUGGCCUGCCGAUGUCAGCACAACACCACCGGCCCCGACUGCGAGCGCUGCCUGCCCUUCUUCCAGGACCGCCCGUGGGCCCGGGGCACGGCCGAGGCCGCCCACGAGUGUCUGCCCUGCAACUGCAGUGGCCGCUCCGAGGAGUGCAUGUUCGACCGGGAGCUCUUCCGCAGCACGGGCCACGGCGGGCGCUGUCUCCACUGCCGCGACCACACGGCCGGGCCACACUGCGAGCGCUGUCAGGAGAACUUCUACCACUGGGACCUGCGGGUGCCCUGCCAGCCCUGCGACUGCCACCCAGCAGGCUCCCUGCACCUGCAGUGCGAUGGCGCGGGAAGCUGCGCCUGCAAGCCCACUGUCACCGGCUGGAAGUGUGACCGCUGCCUGCCCGGGUUCCACUCCCUCAGCGAGGGAGGCUGCAGACCCUGCACCUGCGAUCCUGCUGGCAGCCUGGGCACCUGUGACCCCCGCAGUGGGCGUUGCCCCUGCAAAGAGAAUGUGGAGGGAAACCUGUGUGACAGGUGUCGCCCGGGGACGUUUAACCUGCAGUCCCACAAUCCCGCCGGCUGCAGCAGCUGCUUCUGCUACGGCCACUCCAAGGCGUGUGCGGCCGCCGCCCAGUUCCAGGUGCACCACAUCCGCUCCGAUUUCCGCCAGGGAGCCGAGGGCUGGUGGGCCAGAAGUGUGGGGGCCCCCGGACACCCCCCACGAUGGAGCCUGAGUGGGGUCCUGCUGAGGCCGGAGGAAGAGGAGGAGCUCAUGGCCCCAGAGAAGUUCCUGGGAGACCAGCGGCUCAGCUAUGGACAGCCCCUCACGCUGACCUUCCAGGUGCCCCCCGGGGGGUCCCCGCCCCCCGUGCAUCUGAGGCUGGAAGGGGCAGGCUUGGCCCUGUCUCUGAGGCACUCCAGCGUGUCCAGCCCCCAGGACGCCGGGGAGGCCCAGCUCAGGUUCCUCCUGCAGGAGACCUCCGAGGACGUGGACCCUCCGCUGCCCGCCUUCCACUUCCAGCGGCUCCUCACCAACCUGACCAGUCUCCGCGUCCGUGCCGGCCGCCGCAGCCCAGGCCCUGCCGGCCAGGUGUUCCUGACCGAGGUCCAGCUCACAUCCGCCCGGUGGGGGCUGUCCCCCCCGGCCUCCUGGGUGGAGACCUGCUCCUGUCCCCAGGGCUACUCAGGCCAGUUCUGUGAGUCCUGUGCUCCAGGAUACAAGAGGGAGACCCCCCGAGGGGGUCCCUAUGCCAACUGUGUGCCCUGCACCUGUAACCAGCAUGGCACCUGUGACCCCAACACAGGGAUCUGCGUGUGCGGCCACCACACCGAGGGCCCGUCCUGUGAGCGCUGCAUGCCUGGAUUCUACGGCAAGCCCUUCACGGGCCAAGCUGACGACUGCCAGCCCUGCCCCUGCCCCGGGCAGUCAGCCUGCACGACCGUCCCGGAGAGCGGGGAGGUGGUGUGCACCCACUGUCCCCCGGGCCAGAGAGGGCCCCAGGCUGCUGUGGGUUUCUGGCAGACUGUGGGCCAUUGA
Microcebus murinus (gray mouse lemur) is the source of this 3399-nucleotide messenger RNA. The record is from RefSeq and is a predicted model, not a curated record. Lineage: Eukaryota; Metazoa; Chordata; Mammalia; Primates; Cheirogaleidae.